Trematosphaeria pertusa is the source of this 489-nucleotide messenger RNA. RefSeq lists its product as uncharacterized. The transcript has 3 exons. The coding region runs from base 1 to 489 and encodes 162 amino acids. The record is from RefSeq and is a predicted model, not a curated record. NCBI's taxonomy places the organism in Eukaryota, Fungi, Ascomycota, Dothideomycetes, Pleosporales, Trematosphaeriaceae. Gene Ontology annotation, cellular component: mitochondrion.
AUGCUCUCCCGGCGCAUUGUAGCGGCCCGCCCGCUCGCCCGCGCCCUUGCGCCCGCCGUUGCACGACCCCGACCGCAGUUCACCCAGGUCCGGACAGCUCUCACCGAAGCUGAGCGUGCCGAGCUCGCUGACCCCAACAUGAACGGCGGCUACAUCAACCCCCCGGCCGAGAACCGUCUAACGCGCGACCCAUACGCCGACUGGUGGGACAAGCAGGACCGCCGCAACUACGGCGAGCCCUGCCACGAAGACAACGACAUCCUCGGCGCCAUCUCUCUCCACACCUACGACCAUUUCACGCCGCGAUGGGGAUUCGUUCUGAUGGGCACCUUCAUCGCCUCCGUGCUGGGCUUGUGCGGGGUCGUGAAGCUAUACUAUCCGGACAGGGUCAGCGUGCCCAAGACAUAUGAUGACGGACUAGAGGCAGAGCUCGGAGGUCCGCGCGCUGUGAGAGCAAGGAAACAUGGCGAAGAGCCCUCGUGGAAGUAG